ACUGAUACAAUUGUUUAGGACCACCGGUUCGAGAAGAUUCCGCUGCUGGAACGGAAUCGGCGAUAAAUAUCUUCCAUACGUACGUUAUUGCACGCAUUCACACCCUCCGUCCUCCACAGGUUGAAGCGCACUUCAUGCUAGCGACCAUUAAACGCACGAUGUCGACGUGGCAGUUGUUAUUCACUGUUCUGCUGGCAUCUGGCGUCUGGAGUGCUUCCACGAGGAUCCGCUUGGAGGACCAGGGAUACGUGGACAUAGUCGUUACCAUCGAUCAUCAAGUGCACGAGGAUAAGCAACUGAUUCAGAACCUCAAGGAUUUGCUGAACAAUACGUCAGUGUUCCUUCACCGAGCUACACGCGAGCUGGUAUACCUCAAAAACGUCACCAUCGUCUUGCCUCACACGUGGUCUAAUGACAUUCCGUCCGAGCACAUCUCAGGAGACAUGCUCUCCAGUGCAGACGUCCGAAUUGUCAACAGCCAAGAACGCGCUCCGUACACGGUACAAGCGAUGGGUUGCGGAGAACGAGGAGAGUAUAUCGUCCUGCCGUCACAGUUUGUGGGCAAUCUCACCACCUCCACCAAGAAAGAAUUCAAGAAGCCUGAGCAAGUCAUGACGCACGAAUGGGCCCACUUCAGGUAUGGAGUCUUCGAUGAAUUUGGCUCGCCGGGAGACGCUAAAUAUCCUUCGACGUACAUUCGGGAUGGACAGAACAAGCAAAAUGUCUGCAGUGAGAAGAUCGCCGUUAGUCUCCAGACGGAUAAGGGUGAACCCUGCGACUUAGUGGAAGGAUCUUCUCAAGAAGACUGCAUUGAUUUCUCGGUCGUUGAUGAAUUCACCGAAGCAUCGUCUUCCAUCAUGUUUAUGCCGGUGCUGUCAUCGGUCUACACUUUCUGCGACGAUGACGAGCACAAACACAACGCCGAGGCACCGAACCCACAGAACGCCUUGUGCGACUCUCGUAGCACCUGGGACGUCAUUUCACACAAUUCCGACUUCAACGGAAUCAAAAAAGCUGUCGCACUCCAAGCAACGACGUUCAGAGUACUUAAGUCACAUGUGAAACAGAGAGCAGUUCUUGUACUGGACACUUCGACUAGCAUGGGUAUUAAUAAUCGUCUGGAGUUGCUGCGCGGUGCCGCGGCGCGUUACAUCCAGGACUCGGUUCCCGAUGGAACGGAGCUGGGCAUUGUUGAAUUCAAUACCAAAGCCACCAUUAAUGCGAACCUUACUGAGAUCAAUCGCAACGCGAGGGCAGAUCUGAGAGCGAAGUUACCCCGGACAUUUGAUGGGUUCACAGCCAUUGGAAAGGGUCUUCAGGAGGGCGUCAAGGUCCUCGAGCAGAACGCUACAAGUAUCGAAAACUCUGUCAUCAUUUUGAUGUCAGAUGGCGAGGAGACCACAGGGCCUUACAUCGCGGACGUCAUGCCAGAGUUGCUGCAGAAGGGUGUGAUAGUGCACACCCUGGCUUUGGGAACUGACGCGGACAAAGGGCUAGAAGACCUGGCUCUUGCUACCGGAGGCAAGUCCUAUGCAGUAACGGACGAAAAGGCGCUCGUCUUGGAAAACCUGGAAAAGGCUUUCUUCGCUGCCUCCACAGCUCAGCGGCCGGUAGAACAGAAGCCUGUCACUUUGCUUAACAAGGUGAUUCCUCUGGAGGGCGACACGACGUCGCUUGUCGUCACCGUCGACAGAGAACUUGGAAAGAACCUAGAGUUCCUUGCAUCUGGGGCCGCAACGGCAAUGACAGCCAAAAGCCCAUCAGGCAACACUUAUAUUGGAGAGUACGACGAGGACCUCUUGCGUCAUAAAGUGUCCAUAGGUGGCACCGCGGAGCCUGGAAAGUGGCAUGUGGAUAUCCAACACGACAACCAAUCUAGCAAUGGAUCUGUCUCUAUCACUGUGGUAUCUGAAGCCAAGGACCCGCAGGAUCCUCCUGCACGUAUGCGAACCUUCUACAGCACCACAGAUCUUACCUACGCAGGAGCUUCGACGCAGUUAAAGAUCUUCGUCGAGUUAAAGAAAGGAGAGCAAAUCGUGAAAGGGGCAUACGUUGUAGCAAAUGUUACGACUCCACUUGGCAACCAGGUUCCCGUGCGGCUUAUGGACAGUGGAGUAGGUGCUGACAUUGCUGAAGGAGAUGGGAUCUUCUCUGGUUUCUUCGCCAGCUUCAGCAGUCCCGGGCGGUACACGGUAGAAGUUCGAGCAUACGGCGAUGAAAGCACUACUUUGAUAACACCGAAACGUUCGUCCGGUUCUAGCUCUGGAAGACACAAGGUUCGUAGAAGUGCUGAACCAUUCGCUUUUGAAAGGUACGACAACGGCGGUGUCUUUGUUGUCAAACAAGUAGCAGCAGCUCUGGUCUACCCUCCGUCCACGAUUCGGGACCUCCGUGUCGAACAAGCUUUUUACUUGGAGAACGGUACCAGGGCAGUCAGUCUGACGUGGACAUCUCCUGGGGGCCAUUUGGACGAAGGAAUUGGCCACAACAUCACAAUCGUUGCCAGUCGUGACCGAACAGUUCUUCAGGCGGAAGACAUGACGGGUGACUUCUACACAGUCAUGGUAUAUGACGUCUUGAACGGCACUCUCCGCCCUCAACCGUCUGGAGAACCCCAUGAAGUGACUUUCCUCAUCCCGGACACAGGGUUGCCUCCGAACAGGAGCGCCCACGAUGUGUACUUCACCGUGAGCACCUGGAACUCCGACGGGAUCAAGUCCAACCGGUCCAACAUCGCGACCGCGAACUUCUUUGAUCAGUUUGAAAUGGUCGUCAAAGAAAAGGAGUCGACCAUUUGGGGGAAACUCUUGGCAUCUAAAGCUACCGUGUACGUCGUCUCGGCUCUCUUAGCUGGGGCCUUGUUCAUUGUGGUUGUGGCUCUCGUGAUCAAUAUUUUCGUAAAGAAAUCGCAGUCUUCCAAAGGCGAGGAACCAGUCGCCGUAUAUCAAGCUGCUUCGAUGAAAUGUGAAGUGGAAAAGGCUUGCAGGAAGAACGCACCCUGACGAUGAUUUACUUAUAUGUUCUCUAAUGGCGUCUGUUUUUGCGGUGAAAAUCUUACACCACCUGGACACGCCAUGAAAGGACUGCUGCACCACAGAAGCGGGGCAGGAGAGCUUGUGUCAGUUGCAAGCCCGGUGAAAGGCACUUGUGCCUGAGGUGACCGCAUUAAAAUGAAGUUACAUUGUUA
Messenger RNA from Ornithodoros turicata, 3187 nucleotides. Its product is annotated as calcium-activated chloride channel regulator 1-like. The record is from RefSeq and is a predicted model, not a curated record. Lineage: Eukaryota; Metazoa; Arthropoda; Arachnida; Ixodida; Argasidae. The transcript is spliced from 14 exons. The coding region runs from base 135 to 3002 and encodes 955 amino acids.